GGGUGGGACCCUUUCCAUUCAUAAAUCCAGGCAGCCCCCCUUCCAUCAACAUCAAGGCUGGAGGGAGACUGGGAAGGGGACUCCCCCCAUCUCUCCCCCCCCCACCCUCGCCGCCGGGCUUCUAUGGGAGGACAGGCAUCCCACCCAGACGACAGAGAGGCAAAAAGAGCGAGGAGACGCCGCCGACGCUGCGGUCCAGCCCUGAGCGGAGGAAGGCGAUGGAGCCAAGGAUGCUGUGAGCCAAACCGGCCAUGAUGCGUGGCGGCGGUCUCCUUCCCUUCGUCGAACAUGUGAGCCACUCCAGGGAAGGAAGGAUGGAGAACUGGGGAUAGAAAAAAAAGGAAGUGAGCAAGAGAGAGAGAGAGAAGAUAAAACCAAGAAAUUCCCAGCGGCAAAGACCUCCUUUUGCAUCUCUUCUUCUUCGGCCCGCUUUUGAUAUAUGCGGGCGUUCCAUUUGGCCGUGGACCAUGAGCAAUGAUUUGAGCACAUGGGGGAACACGACCGGCGAAGACGUGACGACGGUUCCCGCCAGCGCAGCCGCUGGCCAGGACGGGUACGUGCUGCUCCUGGUGCUGCUCUCCACCUUCAUCGGAGGGACCCUCAUUCUGCUAUUUGGAGUCCUGAUCAUUUGCCGCCGCUGCUGUGAGACGGACCACCGCCACUCCAGAGCCAGCGAUGACCCAGAGAAAACAAAUACCACUUACCUGGAUGACACCCAACCGGCUCAAGAGAUCACCAUCAAGGUGGACGACCCCGAUGGGAUGUCGGGCAGCGGCUUCCGAGACACGGAGAGCGAGCGGUUCCUGUCCUCGGGCAGCUCCACGGGACGGAGAGUCUCCUUCAAUGAGGCUGCGCUUUUUGAGCAGAGCAAGAAGACGCAGGAGAAGGGACGGAGGUACACCCUGACGGAGGGGGAUUUCCACCACUUGAAGAAUGCCCGCCUGAGCCACCUCCCACUGCCCCCAUCGGCGGCCCUCAAGAUCGUGACCAUCCAUGAGUGCGAAUCCAGUGAGAACAACGUCGGCAUGUCGCCCCGCCGCCCCCCCGCCAAGCCCAGCCUUGCCAUCUUUCAGCCCAGGGGUGCCGCCCUCCUGCCACAGACGGCGCUGACCGGCCACGGGAUGUGUCCCAGCUCGGCCUUGCCUGGGGACACGUUCAAUUCUACGGUGGAAGCCAGUCCGUCUGUUUCCUCCGACUCUGGCGAAGGGACCUCGUCUGAUGGUGUGGCACGCAGUCCGAAAGGUGCCAGUGCCGGGGAGCCCACCCCACCUCCUCCGGCCCAAGGUGCUGUCUUGCACUUCUUCACCCGCUUGCGCCGCCACGCCAGCCUGGAAGGGGCCAGCCCCUACUUCAAGAUCAAGAGGUGGAAGCUGGAGAGCAGCCAGCGGGCCUCCAGCCUGGACACGAGAGGUUCCCCGAAACGGCACCAGUUCCAGCGCCAGAGGGCCGCCAGCGAAAGCAUGGACCAGGAAGACCGGGAUGCGCACCAGACGGACAUCAUCCAGUACAUCGCCCGGACUGACGACGUGGUUUUCCGCCCCACGGCCGGACCCCUCCUCCCGGCCCCUGCCAGCCCCACAUUAUCUCUCGGCAGGAUAGAGCCUCCCGAGCCGCCCCCCUCCCCCCCAGCCGAGCCCCCAGCUUUGGAACAGCCCCCUGCCCCCCUUUAUCAUGACAUAUGGAGUCUACGGGCCUCGCUGGAGAUGUACGCUGCCUCCACCUCGCCCCCUGCGGAGCAAGGCAACGACCGGGAGUCCAUCCGCAGCGAUGAUGGCGGGGACAGCCUCUCCUCCAGCGGUGGCCUUCCCAGCUUCCCUUCCUCCCUGGCGGACGAAGUCGAAGAAGACCGGCCGUGGGGGAAACCCAAGCAGGACAGUGUGGAGUCAGAAUCUGGCACCCGCAAGCUCUUGCAGAUGGACAGUGGCUACGCCUCCAUCGAGGCGCCCGGUGGCCGAGUGGGUGAGGACCAAACGGCUUCAGAGAAACGGUUCUGCUUCACCAGCGCCGGACGCAAGGCCACCAUCUUCGAGAGCUUCGAGGGCCAGGAGCUGGAGGAAGAGGAGGAAGGUGCAGCAGGUGGGCUUCCCCCACACAGUCCACUAGUUUGGGCCCCGUAUGGGCAGCUCUUCCCCACCCGGGAGGCCCCGCCCCGCCGGGACUACAGCAUUGACGAGAAGACAGACGCCCUCUUCAACGCCUUUGUGCGCCAUGACCCCCAGUUCGAUGAGUCUCCACUGCGGGCCAAACACCGGUCCCGGACACACCUGCGGAAGCAGUGGCAGCGCACCAAGCAGUACAGCGACCCUGGGGUCCGCUACCCACCAGCCCUUGAGCGGCACCGGACCCCCUUGCGGCGUGGUGACAGUGUCAACUACCCUCCAGACGGCCGCUUCCAUGGAACCCUGCCCCGCAUCAUCAGCACCGGAGAUGAGGAGGCCGUGCCACCGGCUGAGGAAAGUGCAGACACAAUCCAGGUCAUUGAGGAGGAACCGCCAGAGGAAGGCAAAGCGGCGCCUGGAAUGUUUGGGGGUGAAUGCCUCGAGGAUGGUCAAUGCCCUGGCCUAGGCCGCCUCAGCCCUGAAGUGAUGGACAAGAUCACCGGAGGGCUGGAGGAAAGGUUCUACAUGCACUUGAAAAAACCACGAGAGAGCCCCGAGCGGGUGGCGGUGGCGGCAGAGGCCUCUCCUGAUCACAGCCCGGAGUAGUGGGAGCAGGGACGCCAGGCCAGUCCAUCUCCCUGUCUCUCUCAAUCUCCCCAGUGCUGGCGGGGCCCAAGCAGAGUUUGCCAGCUCAACGGGGGGCCUUGGGCAAGCCGAAGGGGCAAGGGGCCACCUCGGAAGAGUACGAGUGGUGCUCUCCGACCACAGCUGAGCAGAGGAAGUCACAUCCGACCGGAAGCGCCCUCUGCCAUUCCGGGUUCAGGCCGGGAUGCCCUUCUCGAUCCAAGGGUUGGAGGGUGCCCUCACUGGGCCCGGUCCCACGGAUAUCUGGGUGCCCGUCGCCGUCAGUAGGGGUUCUCCGUCCCUCUUUGGCAGCCUCUGAAAAGGGGAGGGAGGUCCUGACCCCAGUCAGUCAGGCCUUCUCUCCCCUGCCUGCCUGAUACCCGCAGUCAAGGACACGAGUGUGACGCCUCACGGAGGCUUGGCAUUUACCUCAGACAUCUAAAGAGCUGGUUGUAGCAAACGUUCAUGACUCCUCUGUCUCUGUGCACUCUCGGUAUCUCUCUCUCUGGUUUUUAAAAGCAAUAACCAAGGCCUUUCCUCCUCCUCCUCCUCCCCACUUGCCAUCUUUCCUCAAACGUUCUUGUGGCGGGAGGCGGCAGUGUCUUGCCUUCCAGACGGGACAAAAAGACAAGAACGAUGCCUCCAUCCCCUCCAGUGACUUUGUCCCUUGUUCGUUGGAUGGGUUUCCUUUCCAGGGGGAAGAUGCUCAACCCAGGAUGCACCUUUCCUUCCUUUCGCCUUCCUCUCAUCCCUUUAGGACUCGGCCCGACCUUGCACUGCCCGUUCCUCCAUUUCCCUAGCAAUGCUCCUUUCUCCUCUCCCCCAAUUCCAAGUUGGGUAUAGCUUCGCUGGGAUGCUGUUGCAUUACGGAUGAGAAGAGGAGAUGGGCAAAGUUGCUCAACAGUUUGAAGUUUUGGUUUCCGCAUGAAGUCGAAGUUUCUAGUUCUCAUAAGGCCUGGAUCCUUAAAGGACGCUCUCGUCUCUAUCCGUGAGAAAGGAAAGGGGGGGGGGGGGGUUCAAAGCAGUGGCCAUGGACACAUUAUCCACACUGUUCAAACUCCAAACGCAUGUCUGUCCUUAUUCUGAUAUGCCUCCCCAAUACAAGCAAAGCAGGUGCGUGAUUUUAGUGUAUUUUAAAUAUAUAUUUAUUUGUGUGUUAUUAUUUUUAAAUACAGAAAGCAAUGCAUUUUGUUGCACAUUUGGAAGCCGAUAUUGGUGAUGGGAUUAAUUUUUCUUUAAUAUUUAAUUUAAUUAGGGGCAGAGGUCUCCAGCUAUCCCUACAAUGAGGGGUGGAAAUGUCCGUGAAUGUGCCAACGCCUUUGGUUGCAUACAAAUUUUAUUGUUUUGUGCUUGAGAUAUUUGCAUGCCAAUGCAGAGUGCAUUCGGUUGGGUAUUUUUGUGGGGGACUAUGUAUUGGGAUGCGGGUCUGCUGAGGUUUUGAAGGGGGCUCUGAUCUGAUCUUCCAAGUGCUGAAGAGUCAGCGAGAGGAAGAAACAACGUUCCAAACACAACGAAAGAAGGACGAAAGUGAGAAUUUCGGCAUAGAGAUGUGCAUUCCAAUUUCCUGUGCUAUUUUCUCAUCUCACUCUUGAUCGCCCUUUUCCUUAAAGCCGGGUCUUGGCUGGGGGCGAGCAAAGCUGCUCUGUGGCCAGUGUCCAAAACCAAAACCCCACAAACCUCUUUUUGGAAGAAAACAAAAACUUUAUUAAAAACAACGUGCCAAUAA
This is a messenger RNA of Anolis sagrei ordinatus, 4449 nucleotides long. RefSeq names its product CACN subunit beta associated regulatory protein (gene CBARP). Gene Ontology annotation, cellular component: secretory granule; plasma membrane. Gene Ontology annotation, molecular function: transmembrane transporter binding. Gene Ontology annotation, biological process: negative regulation of voltage-gated calcium channel activity; negative regulation of calcium ion-dependent exocytosis. The record is from RefSeq and is a predicted model, not a curated record. Lineage: Eukaryota; Metazoa; Chordata; Lepidosauria; Squamata; Anolidae.